Molecule: messenger RNA, 681 nt
Organism: Penicillium argentinense
Lineage: Eukaryota; Fungi; Ascomycota; Eurotiomycetes; Eurotiales; Aspergillaceae
Exons: 1
Coding region: 1-681 (226 amino acids)
Source: RefSeq, a predicted model, not a curated record
AUGAAGAAAACCACCCAGGCAGCCCAGUACUGGAGUGCACUGGGAAAAAUGAGCAGCUCCGAGCAUGCGACCGUCGUCCGUACGCUUCUCAAGUCAAUGGAUGAAGCCAACAUCCUCCACAAGCCCAUGAAAAUGGACGGCGUCCGCGCGGCCUUCGAUGAAGGCAUUCUCCUCAACAUGCGGGAGAUGCCUAGCACCGUGCAAGUCGCUUUCUUCAAAAAUCCGACACAGUGCUUCGAGGCCCUGUACAAGAUCGCCACGUUGAUCAAGGGCACCUCCCAGGUGCGAAAGUACUACCUCGACACGGCCACACACCUCCUCCACGACGAAGAAAUCGUCUUCAUCUCCCCCGACUUCACCAGAUGGACCGGUCUCCGCCUCUCAGACUUCCUCACCUACAAGUACGGCCUCCACAAGGAUGGGGCCGUUGACGAGCGCCUUCUCGACUACGAGAAGUUUGUCCGAGCCCUCGUCAACGCUUGCGGGUACGACACCCGUCAGCACCACGUCUCCCUCUGGCACACCAUGCCCACCUCGACGAACACCUACCCCGGCGACAACGAGCACAAUGCCGUUACUGACGCCGAGUCCUGGGUCUCGGCCAUGAUCGAGGAGCAGAACCUCCUUCAGGACGAGAAGGCUCCACUCGAGUUCCACGUGGCCGAGCUCCACGGUGAGUAA